AUGCAGUUGCGAGCGCCGUAAAACCUCUACUAAAACUAAAACUCAAGGGCCUAACUGCUACACAACAGACGCCGAUGCUCUUCACCCUGUACUCAAAAGAUGCAUUUGUAAAGUCCAGACAUUCGUGGGAUAGUUGCAAACUCCGAACACGAGGCUAUGGCUGUGAGCUAAUCUUCUACACCACCAACAUCAUCGUCAUCAAAAAGUUCUGGCAGGUUGGGAAUCUUGGACAGUGCUGGAACGCGAGUCUCACGAUGGAAGGCGGUGUGUGGGGUAUAGUGAUCAUCGUUUCGGCGUUCAUGAUUCAGUUUCUGGCCUUUGGUGCUACUUCUAGUAUCGGAGUCUUCAACAUUGAACUGCUGGACUAUUUUGACCAAGCCACUGUCGGUGUCUCCCUCAUUGGAGCCCUUAACUUUGGGAUCUUUUUGGGAACAGGUCCCAUCGUGAGCUUCCUGAUGACCAAGUUCUCCUACAGGAAAAUCGCAGGGGUGGGCUCUCUGCUCAUAGUGCUGGGUCUGGUGGGCAUGCCCCUGCUGCCCUACAUCCCCUCCAUGUGUCUGUGCUACGGAGUUCUCACGGGUUUCGGCAGCAGCUGUGUGUACCUCCCCUCACACGUCCUGAGCGGGCUGUACUACGAGAAGUACCGCAGCGUUGCCACAGGGGUCGCCACAAGCGGCUCUGGUCUGGGCGGGGCAGUCAUGCCCGUGGUCACCGGCCUCCUGAUAGAGCAGUACACCUGGAAGGGAUCCUUCAUCAUCCUGGCUGGGCUCUGUCUUCAUCUCUUCAUCUUCUCCCUGCUGCUGCUCAUGCCACCUGAUCUGAACUCUGCCAAGACCAGAGAGAUCAACAUCCCUGAGACAACAACAGAAGCUCUGUCGGCCUCUGACCAAGGUGAUGUCUGUGGGAAUGAGGAAGGGAAGCUGUGCUUAACGGUUUCAGAGGAUAAUCAAAAAAAGAUGUCCGAGUUGACUGAACUCAGUAAUGGGGAGUUAGGAUUUAAGGAAGUGGAUGUCAGUCAAGUUGACGGUGCGAAUAGACUGAGCGGGGAUGUAUGCUCUCGGUCGUUGGAUAAUGUGUCCAGCAAGCCCUAUCAGAAUGGUUGCGACUCGGCUUCGUCAUGGAAGGAUGGUUCGAGUCCCUCUGCCAAGUUGCUGAAUGGUGGCAAAGGUGCGAAGAACCUGUCUGGUCUGAAACCUCUGGCUCUAUCUGUGUCCUCUCUACACGCCGUAGGCUCCAGGGGCUCUGGCUAUCUUGUGGUGGACAGCAGCCCCGACGUCCAUCAGUUGUCCACCACAGCUGUUCGGGAUGCAGAAGAGGUCAAGGUCAGAGCUCCGAAUGCAUCGAGACACGUGUAUAUCUUCACAAGCUACCCCUUUGACGUGUAUUUUGUGAGCAACAUCCUGUGGAAUGCUGGCUGUGCUAUUGUUGGGACAUUUGGGCCUGAGUUCCUCAGAGAGAAAGGUCUCACUUCCAUGCAGGCAGCUUGGCUCAGCGGCUCCUUCGGAUUAGGUACUUUUCUCGGCGGGAUUUUUGGCGGACUUAUCGGAAACGUGAAGUGCGUCAAUCGUCAAGUUCUGUACACGGGAGCAAACAUAGUCAUGGGGGUCUUUGUGAUCGCCUUCCCCAACUUCGAGGGCAUUCCCUUGUACGCCACCUGCCUCAUCAUCAGUGGGUUUGCCUUUGGAAUUAUCCUGGGUCUAUUGGUCAUCGUUCUCACAGACCUUAUCGGCAUCGACAGUCUCGGGAACGGGCUGGGCUAUCUCAUGUUGUCCAACGGCUUGGGAACCUUCAUUGGUCCACCUUUGGCAGGUCUGGUUCGUAGUCCUGAGUACGGCUUCAAGAUGGGCAUCAUCCUGGCGGGGGUUUUGUGUAUUGCUGGAGGCUUCACCAUGUUCUUGAUGCCCUGCAGGCGAUGUUGCCUCUCCGACGUGGAGAAAGUGGAGCACGAGGAGGAAAAGGAGAAAAUAGCUUUGUAGACAGAUUACUUGAAAUUCUCUUUCAUGCAAAUUUCACAGCGAAGUCAAGGCAGCCCCCC
Aplysia californica (California sea hare) is the source of this 2035-nucleotide messenger RNA. RefSeq names its product monocarboxylate transporter 9. The coding region runs from base 75 to 1976 and encodes 633 amino acids. Gene Ontology annotation, molecular function: monocarboxylic acid transmembrane transporter activity. NCBI's taxonomy places the organism in Eukaryota, Metazoa, Mollusca, Gastropoda, Aplysiida, Aplysiidae. The transcript has 5 exons. Gene Ontology annotation, biological process: monocarboxylic acid transport; transmembrane transport. The record is from RefSeq and is a predicted model, not a curated record.